GGCCCUCUCACAUGGCCUCGAUGCAGGACGGCGUGAACUUCACCGCUCCUCCCUACGGCAAGGUGCUGCUGUUGGGGGCCAUUGCCGCCGCCUCCGCCUUCGUGGUCACCAUCCUCAUCGUGCUGCUCUGUGUGGGCUGCCAGAGGAAAGGGAAGUCCAACAAUGUCCCCGCGGAAGGGACGAAGCACAGGAUUAUGGACAUGAGUCGGCUCCGCCAGUCGAAGCUGCGGUCCAUCAGCAAGUCCGACACCAAGCUUCACCAGAUGAACAAACCCAACUGCAAUGGCAAGAGCGUCUCCAAGAGCCGUCCGGCCAGCAUGGACCUCCUGCUGCUGCCCAGCCGGCGCCGCCGCUCCAACUCGGACCUGCGCUGCCCCACGACCCGCCAGCUGCCCCAGAUCCCGUCGGCCGGAGGCGGCGAGGACCGCGAGCACACGUACUCGGAGGUGGGCCGCCGAGGCUCGCCCACCCGCUGCUGCCCCGAUGACGCGCUCUACGAGAUGGUGGGCGGGCGGGCCGGCGAGACGGACACGCCCGCACCACCGGUGCCUGCCAACACGCCGGCCCCCCACAGCCCGGAGCACGCGGACGGCGCGGACGAGGUGGGCGGCACCAUUGGCGUCGAGGUCCCGGUCAUACCGGCGGCCCCGGUCCCCGGCCCGGACUCCGUGACCGCCGAGUACGCCUGCGUGAGGAAGGUGAGGAAGGCCGACAAGGUGACGCGGAAGGACGGAGUAGCGGAGCUGGGGGACAGGGAGCAGCAGCGUCAUUCGAACACGGACCUGCACCAUGCCCCGCCCCCGCAGCACCACGCCCCGCCCCCGCCACACCCCCACAGCCAAAAGAUCACCAGGAAAAACAUGGAGCCCUUCCACCUUCACUCCUUCCCCAAGGAGGCGGUGUUCAUGGGGAACGGGGAGGAGUACAUAUGGAAGCCCCCCGAGGACGACGACAUCGCCAUGUUCCAGCCCAAGCCCCCGUGCCCCUUGAACCCCCCCAGCGCAGAAGGCGGGGGGCAUCAGGCAUCGGAGGUGUACUCUAAGGUGAGCAAAACCCUGAAGAAGAAGCGACCAACGCCUGGCUCCCCCCCUCCCAACAGAGAUAACAACGGACACAGGACCCUGGCGCGGGAGGGCGCCUCGGCCGGGUUCAGCGUGGUGGUCAAGCCCCAGUCGUGGUCGGGGGGCGCCCAACAGGAAGACCCCUGCUACGAGGCCAUCGGUGAUAAGGUGUGGCCAGCAGGGGGCGGGGCAGCAGAGGAGUCAGACCCCGCCUAUGAGGCCGUUGACGCUGCUUGGAAACGGGAGCGGCCGCCCAACGCCACGCUCAAGCCCAGGAAGAAGAAGCCGACGCAGCCGCCGCAGCAGCCUCCUCCGCCCGUCAAGGGUCCCACCGCGGAGGUGCUCUACGAGAGCAUCAGCGACGUCCGGCAGGGUCUGCCCACCUCUAGCACCACCACCAUCUUCACCUUCAACGACGGCAUGGAGAUGUACGUCACGGGCCUGUAAGGUCCUUCCCUCCGAGCUCCCGGUCGGCAAUCCGCCUGCGUUGCUCCGCCCCUUCGGAGUGGAAGCAGAGCGCAGAGUGAGUGCAGCACUCAACUAGGGGGCGUUCGCUGGAGAGACUCGAACCGCUUCCCUGCCCUCUACGAGACCGUCUGACUGGUUAGGAACCCGAAUGAAAACGUGAUGCUGUGUAGUACAUGUCCUCUUCCAUUUCUGCCUGUUGCACAAUGACUCGCCCUCGUUACCCAUGUUUACCGUACUUCGGAAAGGUCGGCAGGUGCAGAGCCGCAGCACCCGGAUCUUUGAGCUUCGAGCUGUCUUUCCAACACCAAUGGUCACUGGUGAUCAGGAGAAGCCCAGGUGCUCCAGUGUGGUCAAGACCGCUGUAGCAGGACUCUCCUACCUGUGGCGCCCAGCCCACCGACCCCACCCACACACACGCGCGCGCUCGCACACACACACACACACACACACAGAGUUUAUGCACAAUCCACCUCUUGACCGUACAGAAACGUAAGCACAAACUGCAACAUUAACCUUCCUUUAAAUACGGCAAAUUCCAGUGCAAUUUGGAGCAGGUGGAAAACCGCAGUUGGGCUAUUUAGUAACGUGUAACUGAUUAAUUAUUACCGAAUGCAUCUUACUUAUUUCCCUAAACGUGAACUCCAAGAAGGAGCUCCUUCCAGCUGGAGACUGCACUUUAAAAGACUCUGUGUGGGAGUUACACACUCGAGUGAGAAGGGGCCCCGUUGAUCGAAUCCAAAGCAUAACACGUUUCCUGGCGGAGCUCGAAGGAACGUCAGCCCCAGAAAUGAAGGCUCCUUCCAACGCGGGGGUAUCUGGAUGCACCAGGAGGUACUGCGACAAUAAGGCAUUCCCGGAGCCCAGUCCCCCCCCCCAGCCAGCACCCCGACUGCCCCCACCAUGUCCGCACCCCCCUCUCGGGCUCCGAGCAUCGCUGUUUCCGAGGUGUCCACCAUUUGAGGAAAGCGGAAGAGCGCGGGGAAUCUUCCGGAAGCUUGCCACGACCCAGCGAGCGUAGAGAAACACCGUGUGGACGACGACAGAAGGAAGAAGGAAGCGGAACAAAGUGUGAGAAGGAAGCAGCUCAGGGAAAGGAGAGAAUACGCCACUGAGAACAGCCGAUACGUUAACAGUUACCUUCUUCCGAGAUGCAAAAGGAAACUCUGCGAAAGACACAAUGUUGCUGUAUAGAAACCGGCCGUGUGCCCCGUCACCCGGGGGCCGCGGAUGCACUGUAUCUUUUCUCUUGAUCCAUCACGAUUUUUCUUUGAGCGCAGCCCUGAAGGGCGGAGACUCCGCCACGCACACGCUCGCCCGCCGCCGUUUGUGCGUGUGUGUUUCGUUUAUGCCGCCGUUGCGGCCUGCAUGCUUCGAGGUGCAUGCCUUUAGGAAUCCUGUAGUGGUACUUGGAAAUGGUUUCUUUGCUGCUGUCGUAACGUUUAUGUUUGUUAUUUCUUGUUUUUCGGUUUCGUUUCUUUGGUUCUUGUCAAAGAGCACAAUGUGACUCCGGAGUGUCGGCGCUCCUGCAUGCCCGAACUCUCCCAUCCGCCGCGACGUCUUUGCAGGCCCGUGUGGAAGGCGUGCCUGUUUGGCUGGGACCACCACCCGCCAACGUGGGAAACUCGUUUCCUGCAGAACCUCUGCGGGAUGGUGCCCCCUUGUGGCCGGGAGGCGCGAGGAGCCCUACAGGCCGCAGGAGUGACGCCGUCUCCGGCUGACCGCCAUUCUGACGGUCCUUUGCUUCGGGGGACUGGACCGCACUGCCACGCGGUGGAUGACUGCUGUCUCAUGCCUGCAAAAAAAAAAAAAAAAAAACAAGAAAAAAAAAGAGAAAAAGACAGCUACUCCAGUGACAGACUCCAUUGGCGGACGUGAAACGAACUGAAAAGAUCAAAUAUGUUGAGCUGCAUCUUUGAGUUUGGCACAUGUUGUGCUUUAUCUGUCGACCCGAUGUGUGUACAUGUUGCAAAAGAGAAUAAUAACCUUGAUGUUUUCUGAGAAAAAAAAGAAAAAUAACAGAUUUAACUUUUGCUCAUUUUGGUUUGUGUUCGGAAUGACUAUUCGCUCCCAGCUGCGAUGGUUUUGAUGUGAAUUCAGAUCACGUGUCUCAGUUUUCGGUUCUGAUAAAAAUCUGAAGUUAAAAGUCCAACAUGAAUUUUAGUGUGGCAGCUAUAUUGUAUGUUUGCCUAACAAUUACAGGGUUGUGUGUUAUCAAGUG
Messenger RNA from Scleropages formosus (Asian bonytongue), 3747 nucleotides. Its product is annotated as fibrous sheath CABYR-binding protein-like. NCBI's taxonomy places the organism in Eukaryota, Metazoa, Chordata, Actinopteri, Osteoglossiformes, Osteoglossidae. The transcript has 6 exons. The record is from RefSeq and is a predicted model, not a curated record. Bases 12 to 1508 code for a protein of 498 amino acids. Gene Ontology annotation, biological process: T cell receptor signaling pathway; B cell receptor signaling pathway; negative regulation of T cell activation. Gene Ontology annotation, cellular component: membrane raft; plasma membrane.